Molecule: messenger RNA, 333 nt
Organism: Macrosiphum euphorbiae (potato aphid)
Lineage: Eukaryota; Metazoa; Arthropoda; Insecta; Hemiptera; Aphididae
Source: the annotation of a GenBank genome assembly
AUGGUAAAUAGCAUCACCCCGGCAAUGCAUCAUCUCAAGACACCGCUCCAGUCCAUUCGACCCGAUCCGUUCAAUUCCUAUGGGAGCCUGGGCCUCCCAUGGGGGGGUAGGAUGUUUGAACCGCACAUUUUCGCGACACAUAUUUUCGCCGGAGAUGAACCUGGUCAAAGUCCAGCUAGAUCACGACAAGCUUCGGCAAUCGUCGUCACCGCCGGUGUCAUAAUCGCAGCUCUGACUUUGACCUUUGCACAUGUAACAGUCCAGGCCAAGAGUCGCUCUCGUUUCGUUCCGACGAUCCGUAUAUGCUCUGUUGAGCGCGGACGUACGCGCUGA